AUGGAGAGCGAAAGAGGACCUCUUCGAAAGCGUGUCCAGAAUCGUUUAAAGCAACUUUUGCGUCGCGCACCACUACCAAAACGCUUUCGUCGCAGUCAUGCUGGUCAUGACACAAACACCACCAAUGAUAAUAAUAACGAGCAUCACAAUAUUGCGAGUCGCUCAAUGCAACAUGAGACGCAUCAUCCUUCUUCUCCUAAAGAGAACAAAAAGAAAAAGCGCUUAUCUACUACUACACGCCAAAUGACUGACCGAAUCGUCGGAUUACACAAUAAGAUCUUGAGACGCAAAAGCACAACCAAGGCACAGUCACCAACAUCAUCACAACCAGGACAUCACCAUGACAGUAAAGAAAUACAACAAAGAACGACAACAACUCCACCACAACCACAACCACCAACGCAGCAUGAAGAAGAGCUGGAAGAUGACGAUGAUGAUGACGAUGAUGGUUUGGAAGAGAUGAAACAAACGCUGUGCGGUUGUGGACGUCCUCUUAAAGCGGGGUGGUUUUGUUCCAACUGCCGAUUGGUAUGUCCCACUUGUCAUCGUGCACUUGGACAAGGUGAACAAUGUAGUCGCUGCCAAAUUGAUACCAGUGGCGAUGGUGGUGGCAAUGAUGGCAAAGCUACAACCAAUACUACUACUACGGCCACUACUCCCAAUCCCACUUCUGCUGCUGGUACAGCCCCUUCAUCAUCUACAAGCCACUAA
Molecule: messenger RNA, 711 nt
Organism: Lichtheimia ornata
Lineage: Eukaryota; Fungi; Mucoromycota; Mucoromycetes; Mucorales; Lichtheimiaceae
Exons: 1
Coding region: 1-711 (236 amino acids)
Source: RefSeq, a predicted model, not a curated record